AUGACUACCCCGAAGGAGUAUUAUAAUUCUUUACCACCUGUGGCCAAGACAUAUGCAACGAUAUGUUUAGCAACAACCGGAGCUUAUCAUCUUGGGCUUUACUACCCUGAUACCAUAGCUCUCGUUUACAAAGACGUUUUCACACGAUUUCAGAUUUGGAGGCUUAUAACAAACUUCCUUUUCCUCGGGCCUUUCUCUUUACCAUUUGCGUUUCACCUGCUGAUGAUAUUACGUUAUGGUGUUUCUUUAGAGAGGGGUCCUUUUGACAAGAGGACGUCGGAUUACGUAUGGAUGUUCUUCUUUGGAUCAUUCUCGCUACUGGCUAUGGCUGCUGUUCCAUUUCUUUGGUCUCCCUUCAUGGGAGCCUCGUUGGUGUUCAUGAUUGUUUAUGUCUGGAGCCGUGAGCUCCCUAACACCCGUAUUAACAUUCAAGGUCUCGUGGAGUUGAAGGGGUUCUAUUUACCUUGGGCUAUGCUUGCAUUAGAUUUAGUGUUUGGCAAUCCAUUGAUGCCGGAUUUACUGGGAAUUGGUGUUGGUCAUUUAUAUUACUUCUUGACGGUUCUUCACCCUCUUGCUGGUGGCAGAGAUUUCUGCAAGACUCCUCUUUGGGUUCACAAGCUGGUUGCGUAUUGGGGUAAGGGAUACCAAAUGAAUAGUCCUGUUCAGAGGGACCCGGCCACCGGAGUUGCUUUCCGAGGGAGAAGUUAUCGCGUUGGUGGGACCACAACGAGGGACAGCCGUGAAGGGGAAACAAACACAGUGACUACACAAAAUGGAGCAACUUUUCGUGGUAGGGGUCGUCGCCUCAACGAAAGCUAA
Molecule: messenger RNA, 819 nt
Organism: Lactuca virosa
Lineage: Eukaryota; Viridiplantae; Streptophyta; Magnoliopsida; Asterales; Asteraceae
Source: the annotation of a GenBank genome assembly